Messenger RNA from Lates calcarifer (barramundi perch), 2695 nucleotides. RefSeq names its product ring finger protein 220b (gene rnf220b). Gene Ontology annotation, biological process: protein ubiquitination. The transcript is spliced from 16 exons. Bases 407 to 2089 code for a protein of 560 amino acids. Gene Ontology annotation, molecular function: metal ion binding; ubiquitin protein ligase activity. The record is from RefSeq and is a predicted model, not a curated record. NCBI's taxonomy places the organism in Eukaryota, Metazoa, Chordata, Actinopteri, Centropomidae.
GCUGCCCUGAUCCUGCCCACAAACACACAGCGACUUAUACAUCCUCUCCCAACUACACACACACGCGCACCUCAGCGUUAACUCAACUCUUUAACACUCGCAACAUCUGGAGGAAGGAGGACUGGAGGAGAAGACCGUCGCUGCCCGCAGCUGCACGUUUUUUCUUCACCCCCUCUUCUUCUUCUUCCUCUUUUUUUCCUCCUUUUCUCUCUUUCCUGCCGCGACAACCGGGAGAAAGUGUCUGCCGUACCUUGAAAUUAGAAGUUGAAAGAGAGGGAGAGUGUGUGUGAGGGAGAGAGAGAGAGAGAGAGAGAGAGAGAGAGGGAGGGAGAGAGACGGAGUUGCUUUGACGGCGAAAUAAAUCUCGCUUUGAGUACUUCAUCACGGACCACUGACAGGGAGGUGAAUGGACCUUCACCGCCCCUUCAAGAUGGACAGCCCCUCCUACCUGCCAGCUCCACUGGCCUCCCCUGCCCUGAUGGUCCUCGCCUCCACCGCUGAGGCAGGCCGUGACGCCUCCGUCCCCUGCCAGGCGCCCAGGCCCUUUGGCGUCCCAGCGUCCGUGGAGAAGGACCUCCACCUCCCCUUCCCUUCGGCCUCCUACACAUUCACCUCCAUGUACCAGCGCCAGGGCCCCAUGUCAGGCACCUUCCCCUCCCGAGACUUCCCAGCAUCCCUGCUCCACCUGCACCCCCAGUUCACCCCACCGAACCUGGACUGCUCCACCCUGGGUAUGCUCAACCACAGCGGGGUGGGCGCCUUCCGGCCCUUCUCCUCCCCACAGGAGGAGAGGGAGCCCGGGGUUUACCAGUCGGCUUUCACCCCCGCCAAGAGGCUGAAAAGCUGCUUCCCAGAGGUGGAGGGGAAGGAGUUUGACUUCGGCUCCCCGGGAGGCUCCCUCAAAGCUGGGGAGGACUCGGGAAGGAAGCUGUUCUCCAUGUCUGGCCUGCUGUCUGACGGAGAGGCUUCAUCGAGCCCAGAGGAGCGCAAGGAGCACAGUAAGGUGAAAGGUCUCUACGAUGCUCAGGCCCCAAUGUGUCCAGUCUGCCAAUCUAUUCUGCGACCAGGAGAGCUGCAGGAACACAUGGAGCAGGAGUUAGCCAAACUGGCCCAGCUACAAAUCAGUGCCACUCCGGCUCAGCACAGCCACCUCAUGAGGACCCCAAAGUCUCUCUCUCUUUCUCUGCAUAUAAAGCGUGAAGGAGGUUCUCCCACCUCGCCCCCUCGGCCGGCGGAGGACGCCCACUCUGACCGAUACCAGACGUUUCUCCGUGUGCGGGCCAACAGACACACAAGACUAAAUGUCGAUGACCUCUGCUGGUGCAGGUGCUACGUCAAAUCUGCCCCAUUACGCCCCCACAGCGCAGGAGCCCACCUAGACUGCACACAAGCUGUCAGGAUUGGAAAGCUGAAGAGGAGGAAACCAGAGGAGGGACAGGAGGGUUCAGCGGACUUGGCACCAUUGGAGGACGAGUGGAAUGAGAGGAGAAGGAUACAGAUGACAUCUAUAGUUGGAGGGUUUAAAGGAGCAAUGCUGGUGAGCACAACUUCUAAGGAGUGUCGAGACAGCGACGCAGACCUGGACGUGGAUGGAGACGAUACUCUGGAGUACGGCAGAGCGCAAUACACGGAGACAGACGUGAUCCCCUGCUCAGGAGAAAACUCCAAGGAGACGAUAGUGAACAGCAGCAGCAGCACGUUGCCUGACUCCAGAGUAAACCUAGAAUAUUCCAAAUGGUUAAAUGAUGGGAGUCCAUCUACCAGCAGUGGAGAGAAAGUGGAUGGCAGCACAGUCGCUCUGCCCAAAACCUGCAAAAAUACUGAGAUAGAGACGCUCUCAGAGGACUCCACGCUGACUACUCUGGAUGCACUUAAAGCUCGGAUACGGGAUUUGGAGAAACAGUUGUCUAAAGGAGACAGAUUUAAAUGCCUCAUCUGCAUGGACACAUACACGACUCCGCUCACCUCCAUCCAGUGCUGGCAUGUUCACUGUGAGGAGUGUUGGCUUCGGACACUGGGAGCAAAGAAGUUGUGUCCUCAGUGCAACACCAUCACCUCACCUGGAGACCUGAGGCGGGUUUACCUGUGACAGGGCCGAGGCGCCUCUUCUGUUUUAGCCAAUCAGGGUUGGACUUGUGGGCAGCUGGCCUGUCAUAGACUCCCACCCUCCCCCUCCUCACACCCUCCUGGUUAUUUCUGUACAUCAGUGCACUCCUAAUUUCUAAGUUGAAGAAUGACAAGCAUAACCUUUGACCUUCCUUUACAGCCCUGUACAAAAUCCAUGUUCCUGCUGCAACAUCAACCAGAUCUUAAGAAACAUUUAAAACCAACCGAGAGCUCAGGCGCGGCAAAACACAUAAAAAAAUAAUGGGGCAAUAUUUAUCGAUUUUGUAACCCUUUUGUCUGUUUUAUGAGGAAAACAAAUAGUUGAAUCACAUGCAAAGCACAUGUACAUAGUUUUGUGUAUGUUUGGAUUGGUGUGUGUAUAUGAUGUUGACUCGCAGAACAACCUGACUGUAUUUACUGUACAGAGCUCGUCUUUGAUUAGAUCAUUUAUUAUUUGUUUAGCUCCUGUAGGUUCAUUAACAGUAAUCCCAUAACAUUCAGGCUCAUUUUGUCUUUGUCAUGGCUGUGUUUCUUUGUACAGGAUCAUUAAAUCUAAUUUUAUCAAUGUUACUACAAUAAAAAAAAAAAA